This is a messenger RNA of Radiomyces spectabilis, 855 nucleotides long. RefSeq lists its product as uncharacterized. The transcript has 5 exons. Gene Ontology annotation, molecular function: RNA binding. The record is from RefSeq and is a predicted model, not a curated record. NCBI's taxonomy places the organism in Eukaryota, Fungi, Mucoromycota, Mucoromycetes, Mucorales, Radiomycetaceae. The coding region runs from base 1 to 855 and encodes 284 amino acids. Gene Ontology annotation, cellular component: cytoplasm; nucleus.
AUGUCCGGUAUAAAUCGAUUUGAAGCGCUCUUGGGCGACGAAGAAACCGAAGUUGAUAAGCUCGGUAACGUCAAGCCUGUCGACAAGAAGGAAGACCCCAAGACAAGACGAGAUACACGCAAGUUGCACACGCAACCUGCAGUAUCACCUCCUUCUCGACGUGAACCUCGCGGUCGUGGCGAUUACUUUAGACGCGAUAAUGAUAACGCACAAGCAAAUGAACAACCGAGAUUCAAGUCAGACGACCGCGAACCUCGUCAAGGCGGUCGAGGUGGUUUUGGCGGAGGUCAGCGUGGCCGCGGUCGUCAAUUCGAUCGUCACAGCGGCACUGGCAUGGUUGAUAACGAAAAGAAGAUUAAUCAAGCUUGGGGUCACCUUGGUACUUCGGAACUGGAAGCUGCCAAUGAUUACCCUGCUGCCGGUGAUCCUGAUUCAUCCGACUUUCACGCUCCAGGCACUGGCGAGCACGAAGAAGAAAACGUCAAGACAUUGGACGAAUACAAGCAAAGUCUUCAGUCCGCCGGUAAACCCCGCUUGCCUGAAGCCCGCGCUCCCAACGAAGGAAGCGACGAUUCAAAGUGGAAAGACGCGGUUCCCUUGGAACGCAACGAAGAUGAUUCCGUUUUCUUUGCUGGAAAGGCGCAAAGCGGCAAGGCAAGGAACAAAAAUAAGAAAGAAAAGGUGUAUUUGGAUAUUGAGCAACCACCUCACCGAAGUCAAGACAACCGCGGAGGACGUGGUCGUGGUCGUGGAGGUCGUGGUCGCGGUGGAGGCAUGAGAGGAGGUCGUGGUGGACGCGGUCAACGCGAUGUCAACCUUUCCGAUGCCCACGCAUUUCCCACACUGGGUGCAUAA